Messenger RNA from Cynocephalus volans (Philippine flying lemur), 957 nucleotides. Its product is annotated as transcriptional enhancer factor TEF-3-like. Gene Ontology annotation, cellular component: transcription regulator complex. Gene Ontology annotation, biological process: hippo signaling; embryonic organ development; regulation of transcription by RNA polymerase II. The coding region runs from base 55 to 957 and encodes 300 amino acids. The record is from RefSeq and is a predicted model, not a curated record. NCBI's taxonomy places the organism in Eukaryota, Metazoa, Chordata, Mammalia, Dermoptera, Cynocephalidae. Gene Ontology annotation, molecular function: RNA polymerase II cis-regulatory region sequence-specific DNA binding; DNA-binding transcription factor activity, RNA polymerase II-specific. The transcript has 7 exons.
GCCCUCUGGAGUUCCCUGGAGGACCAGGCAGCUAAGGACAAGGCCCUGCAGAGCAUGGCCGCCAUGUCGUCUGCCCAGAUCAUCUCUGCCUCAGCCUUCCACAGCAAGAUGGCCCUCGCCCGGGGCCCUGGCCAUCCGGCAGUCUCAGGGUUUUGGCAAGGAGCUUUGUCGGGCCAAGCCGGAACAUCCCAUGAUGUGAAACCUUUCUCUCAGCAGACCUACACUGCCCAGCCUGCGCUGCCUCUGCCAGGGUUUGAGUCUCCUGCAGGACCCACCCCGUUGCCCUCCGCGCCCCCAGCACCCCCGUGGCAGGGCUGCAGUGUGGCCAGCUCCAAGCUCUGGAUGUUGGAGUUCUCUGCCUUCCUGGAGCAGCAGCAGGACCCUGACACGUAUAACAAGCACCUGUUCGUGCACAUUGGCCAGUCGAGCCCAAGCUACAGCGACCCCUACCUCGAAGCCGUGGACAUCCGCCAGAUCUAUGACAAAUUCCCGGAGAAGAAGGGGGGGCUCAAGGAGCUCUUUGAACGGGGACCCUCCAAUGCCUUUUUUCUCGUGAAGUUCUGGGUAAGCCUGUUCAUAAAUGCUCCCUUCCUGCCCUCAGCGCAUCCACAGCAGCGAGGGGAGCAGGGAACAGCGGGCCUGAGGCGCCCUUGCCACAGGGAAGCUCGGGGAGGGCAGCACCUGAGCCGAGGCGGGGAAUGGGCCCGCGAGGCCGGAGAGCGGCUGGGCGCAGCGCUCGGGGGACCAAGCUCAGGCGCGUCGCCCCCGUCCCCUCCCCCGCGCAGGCGCUUUUCGCUCCGGGCCCCUCCGCCCCUAGAAACCCUCCCGCAUCGCCGGCUGGAGGCAGCAGCCAAUGAGGCAGGCGCGGCCGACACGCGGGCCAAUGGGCGGCGGCGACAGUGCGGGGUGCGGUUGCCAGGGGCGGGGUCCGGCCGCCGGCCAGACUUGCCACCCUAG